GGUAGAGCAUGCUGAGAGAGGGAGGAGGGAGCAGGGGGCUGAGCUGAUCCCACGUGUGACGCUUUCAUUCCCGGCUCAGUAAUAUUCUCGUAGCGGGGCUUUGCAUAUCUCCUGCUGUAUCUGUGUGUCUGUCACUGUUACUGUAGUCCCAGCCUAUAGUUUGGAAUAGAUAUGGAAGGAGACGGGAGUCAAGCCACAUCCGGAAGCCUAAAUGAUUCACAACAUGACCCGGGUAAAAUGUUUAUCGGUGGCCUCAGCUGGCAAACCUCACCAGACAGCCUUAGAGACUAUUUUAGUAAAUUCGGAGAAAUAAGAGAAUGUAUGGUGAUGAGAGACCCCACGACAAAACGCUCAAGAGGAUUUGGGUUUGUUACGUUUACAGAUGCUGCCAGUGUAGAUAAAGUCUUAGCUCAACAACACCAUGAAUUAGACUCAAAGACGAUUGAUCCUAAGGUUGCCUUUCCUCGUCGCGCCCAGCCUAAGAUGGUCACAAGAACAAAGAAAAUAUUUGUGGGUGGCUUGUCAGCCAAUACAGUAGUGGAAGAUGUGAAGCAGUAUUUUGAACAGUUUGGGAAGGUUGAUGAUGCCAUGCUUAUGUUUGAUAAGACUACUAACAGACAUAGAGGAUUUGGUUUCAUAACUUUUGAGAGUGAAGACAUCGUAGAGAAAGUCUGUGAAAUUCAUUUUCAUGAAAUCAAUAAUAAAAUGGUAGAAUGUAAGAAGGCCCAGCCCAAGGAAGUGAUGUUCCCGCCAGGUACACGAGGACGAGCCAGGGGUCUGCCCUACACCAUGGAUGCCUUCAUGUUGGGGAUGGGCAUGCUGAGUUACCCUAAUAUUGUGGCAACGUACGGCCGAGGAUACACUGGAUUCGCACCCAGCUACAGCUACCAGUUCCCUGGCUUCCCAGCGACAGCAUACGGACCGGUGGCGGCAGCGGCAGUAGCAGCGGCACGUGGCUCAGGUAGGGGGGCCCGUGGAAGAGGCGGCUACUUGGCGUACCCACAGAGCACAGGGCCAGGCCUCCCCGAUUAUGGGUUUUACUCUGCGCCCAGUGACCAGAGGGGGGGGCCCUGCUCCUUUGCCGACUAUGGCUCCCCGGGGCCCCCAGCGGGUCAGAGGCUGCCAAGGGCCACCUCCGCCUGCAACUCCCCCCUCCAGCACCUACACAGCCCGGAUCAGUUUAAGAACCCAGGCGCCAACCCGUCAAGGCCCGGAGGCUUCCCUGGUGCUAACAGUCCAGGGCCUGUGGCUGACCUGUAUGGCCCUAGCAGCCAGGAUUCAGCUGUGGGAAACUACAUCAGUGCUGCUAGCCCUCAGCCUGGCUCUGGGUUUGGUCCCAGCAUCACAGGCCCGUUGAUUGCGACAGCUUUUACAAAUGGAUACCAUUGAACAGGUGGCCGGUUGCCAUCUCAUCAGAGCAGAGUAUAUCUGGUGGCCCAGGAAAGACAGGACGAAGUUUCUAAUUGGCUUUGUGUGCAGGUGAUGCUAAUCCACUGUCAAGCACUACAGCGUCACCCAGGCAAAAAGAAUGAAAGUUGGAAACUUAGGAUGAAGAAAAGAAAAUGUUAGUCAUCUCAGAAAAAUAACAACUGCUGUACUAUAAUCCAAACCUCCUAUAACUUUACAACCUGGUUUGGUCUGAUGUUUCACGUCGAUCUCAUUCACCUGUUUCCUUCCUCUGUUUUGAUUCCUUUUUAGACAUUAGUCAUUUUAGUUUAACCUUAAUUUGGUGUCAUUUUAUUUUAUCUUCUAGUAUAUCUGUAUAAAUGGAUUUUGUUUGAAGUAAGAGGAGUCGUAGCUGAGAGUAUCCGCAAGUCAUGUCUUCAUCUUUGUAUCGGAUAGCAUAAAGGACAAGCGAUGGGAUGUUCUGUUCAGUCUUUCCGCAAAAAAAAAAAAGAAGUUCAAAGAAAGACGGCGAAAAAAAAUUACAUUUAAGGAAAAUUUUAAGAAGGUAUCUAAGUAAUAAAUCUUAGUAGCUGUUUUAUUUCUUGUGAUGUCUCAUUGUUAACCAUAAUUACCUAUUUUUGGGCAAUACAAAGAGGACUUCAAUAUUUUUAUGGUCCUUUUUUAUAAGUGUUGUUUUUGUUGUUUAGAAAUAUAUAUAUAUGCUAUAACAAAUUUCAUAUAACUACAUUGUGAAUUCAAACUUGAGAAAAAGAAAUGUAGCUGUACAUAUUAUUCCAGUCACUGCAUAUAACCAACUCAGUGAGAGAAUAGCAUAUUUUUGUGAUGGUGUGUCAAAAGAACAUGUUAUAGCGUGUGAAUAGAAGAAAAAGCUGUAAACAGUUAUUACUCUACUUUUUCUGCUGGAAGACAGUGUAAAGACCCCCACAGACAAACAGAACACACUUGCUCUGUAAAUAAUGAAGCUGAAUAAUUUUACAAGUGUCAUACCAGCAAAUUUACAAAUAAUGGGUUAAGUCAACACAGUUUUAAGAAAUAAGAAAAACUGUUGAGAUAUCAGUAUCAUUUCAAAGAAAGAGAGAAAAAAGAUGAUUUAAUCCAAAGCACACUGUACUUAGACAUGAAGAUUAGAACUUGAACCAGGCAUUUUCCAGUGCUCUGUGCAUCCUGACACUUUUAUACUCUUGAGAGGAACGUAUUAGAUGUAUGUUAUUGUUUGUUUCAUCCUGCUUGUUCCUGAUUCGUUUUUGGAACACGAUAUCUGGGCUCUGUGCUAGAGCCUUUAUGUAAUGCUUGUUCUCUGAAUCAGUCUCUUUUUGAAUGAAUUAGGAAAGUAAACAUUUUGAUACCAUACCUCAGCCUUUGUGAGUUCUAUUGCGGAAUCAUUGGCAGGUUUAAUUUAUUCUAGUGGCAAAAAAAGAAAACACUGAAAGGUUAACAAGGUGAGUAAUCAUUGCACUGUGAGUAGUAAAGUACAGGCCAUUUAUCUAUUUGCACAUGUGUACGUUGGCUUUUUUUUUUAAUGGCCCUGUGCUUUGAGAUAGUAUGAAGGAUUUGGGGGUUAAUGUAUUCUCAACUAGACAAAUACUUCAGAGUUUUGAGGUGAGGUAACAGCUUGGGAAGCAGUAACUGAAACAUUGCAGUGCACACUUAGAUUUCUUUAUCUAUAUCUUCAUGUAUUGAUAUUUAUACAGGGUCAGAAGAUGACACUGAAUUAUUCACUAUCUGUCGCUGCACCAGGUUUUACACAGUAUGUGCUGUUAGUGAUGUUACUCAUGACAGACAUUUAAUAAUAAUAUACUCCAGAGUGUGGUCUGGUUUUUGUUGUCAUUGAUGGAAUGAAUGGUGUGUUAUCUGGAAAACUUUACCUGCUGCAGAUGUAUUUUGUUGUUUUCAUUUUACCCACGUCUUGUCUUGUUUUUUUGUUUUUCAAAACAACCAGGUAAAGAAAUAUGCUGGAUACUUAUAAAGUAAACGAUAUGGAGGUGUAAUCAAGUAAUAAUUUAAAGAGUAAAGAGAAAAAAAAAACCUUGUAAUGUUCAAAUGUAAAAAAAAAAAAGAAAAAGAAAUACAAAACUUUAAAAAAGAAAGAUGCUUCUUUGAUGAUUUCAAGUUUAAUCAGAGUUUUAUUGAUAUUUUGUGGUUUAUAUAUUAAUAAUUGUAAUAUACUAUUAAAAUGUACUGUGCAUCCAUUGCUUUCUCUCUUUCCAUUCCCCAUCCUCAGAGAUCCUACUAUCUUUUGUUGAUCAUCCAUGUAUUUCAUUAGUGUGUGAAGAAAUCACAGUUACCUUGUAAACAGAGUGCUGUCUUUGAUACCAGUGUAGUGCUCUUUGUUGUUCUCCCUGCUCUACCUCUCCUUUCUCUCAUAUUUAUCCCCCUCGCGCUCUUUUUCUAUCUCCUGUAAUUACAAAGUAGAUGUUAUAUAGGACUCAUUAAUAUAAUACUUGUAGUGAAUAGUGGAUUUAGGACCAGUCAAGGUAGACCUUUCUCUAAAUGAUCAUGUUAUUCUGAUAUUUGCAGACAGUUAUUUUCGUAGAGGCUCACUGUAAUCUGUUCAUGUCUGUUUUAUUUUGUUGUUUUGCCACGCUCACAUGGUUCCAGCUAACCAAAGUUCUCAUGGAUGAACAAUAGAGAAACAGUUGCUGUAAGAUGGAAUUGUACACAAGGCAUUAUUUGGAUCCCCACCCUUGAAUGUUUCAAAAGGGGUGUGCCAUACUACCUUAAAAGCUAAUGCUAGAUAUGCAAAACAUUUAUUUUUGAUUAUUUUUAAGGGGGACACAAGCUAUAAUCAUGGAAAGAGAUUUGAUGUAAAAAAAUCAUAUUUUUUUAAGAAACAUACCAAUGAUGACCAUAAUAGUUGUGAUAUCGCUCAUAGUGAUGUUUUGUUUGUUGAAAUUGUCCCAGAUGCCUCUGGCAUAGUCAUUUUUAGAUAAUACUGUUUAUGAUCUCUUAUUUCUCUCAAAACAAUUCCAGUCAUUUUCAUUAAAAAUGAUAGGACCUAGUUAUUAUUGUAGUUUGUCAAUGAUGUUCACACAUAUUGGCAUUAUAGAGGCAUUACUGGAAAAUUAAAAAACAACUAUUGCAAAAGGCUUUCUAAACAGAAAACCUCCACUUUAAAGGUGUUAAAAGAGGGUUUGUGUAUCAAAGCUGAUUAAGAUAUAGAUGAUUUCAUGUCCUGACAUUCUGACCAGCACCAUAAAGCUGUGAUCUAUCGCUGAGCUAAAUCAGAGCAGAAAUUAUUAUAUCAAAGUUGUAUGUCAAAUGCUUAAAGUUUCCUCAAAAUACCAUGUCAAAAAUUUUUAACAAUUCAGACUUGAUAGAUUUACACAAGCAUAAACAAACCUAUUAUGAAGCUAAUUCAUUUAAGAUCUCAAGCUGUGCACACUCCAACCGCAGAUUGAGUUAUUUUUUGAGUAUGAUUUCAAUUAAACAUCAUUUAUGUUUGAUAUCAGUUAUUUAAUUUAUUUCACCUCAUGAGGUCUCAAAAUUAAAUAUUGUUACAUGAAUAAAUAAAAUUAGUGUCUAUUCAUUCUUGUCAUCCAGUCAGAUUACAUAGAGUAUGAACAGUAAUGGCAGCUUGGCAAAUUAUUCUAAAAUGAAUCCAACAGGCAUGCAGGCCACUGUGUAACUUCAAACAGGCAAAAACAUGUAAUUGGUUGCAUUGGACAGGACAGGAAAACUAUAGUAUGUGCCUAAAAUAUAGAGAAACAAAGCAAAGCUGAAAAUAAUUUACUUAUAAAUAGCAUGUUCCAAGUAUUAUUGCUUAUCGCCUCAUUUGCACAUUUUAGUGUCAAAAAUAUAAAAUAGAUUAUUGGAAAACGGUAACAGGAAUCAAUCAUUUAAGUGUAUAUGUGCUAGUUUAGUUUUAUUCUGACAAAUAAAAAAAAUAUUCCUCCUGUUCAUUUGCAGAAUUUCUCUCUUCAAUUUGUUUAUUUUUUUAUUAUUAUUAUUAAAAAAAUAAACUACAACUAAAGCCAAACCAAUACAAGAAGCUGACUGGGAGCUGAUUUCAAUUUUAUCACUGCUUCAUCUGAGAAAUAACAAGGCAGCAAAUAUGUAUGGGUUAUGGGGUUUUUGUUGUUGCAGCGCCUGGUGGCUCUUUGAUUAUAAUUAACCCUUUCUGACUGGAAAACCAGAAAAAAAACUUGAAAUGGCUCAUUUUCCCUUACACAGUAUAAAAAUUGGCUCUGUUGUUUUGUAAUCCUGUAGCUUGGACUUUAAGGUAGCAUGGCUCUGUUGCUGUAAUUUCAUUUUAUCUCAACCUGACAGCGGUUUACAGCUGAUGAAUGUUACACAUCUUAGUAGACUAGCCUAUCCAUUUGGGGAGAGGGGAGGGGUCUUGGUUUAAGAAAAAAAAUAAUAAUCAAAAAAGAAAAAAGUCAACCUGGAAGGUGUUGACAUUUGUAGUGUACUAUCGUAUCCAUUUAAACUUGAAUCUUGAGGCAAGUGCUAGGCAAUGGCCAAACAUUUGAUCCCAUUCGUUGUGGGAAACACCCACCCUGAAACCACACACACUUCAGAGAUUUCUGUCGUCUUGGAUUUGAACCUGUUUUAUCAAUAUGAACAGCUGUCUCCCAACAGACAAGGACUGUUUCAGCCUCUGCUCCAUUUUUAAUGAAUUAGACUGACUUUGAAGGCCUAUUGAGUGUUCUUGAGCAUUUUAUACCCAAAAGAGGCUUAUUCAUAGUGGUGCUAAUGGUUUUAAACCAGACAAUGUGCCCUUAUCUCUGAGAGAUACUGGAUACUGUCACAGUAACCACAAAGUGACUCUCGCUACUGUUUAUAGUGGGGGCUCUUACUGGAUGUUCCAGGACAUAACAACAGUUCAGCUCAUGUUCACAAAUCUUGACUGAACUCUUCAAGGUGACAGAAAUAGCACAAGUUCAACUGUAUUGUUGUGUUUUCGGGUGAAUUUCCCCUUCAGUCCAAACCAUUGCCAUCUCACCCAUUGC
Monopterus albus (swamp eel) is the source of this 6356-nucleotide messenger RNA. RefSeq names its product musashi RNA-binding protein 2b (gene msi2b). Gene Ontology annotation, cellular component: cytoplasm. The record is from RefSeq and is a predicted model, not a curated record. Gene Ontology annotation, biological process: central nervous system development; regulation of translation. Bases 172 to 1389 code for a protein of 405 amino acids. The transcript has 15 exons. Gene Ontology annotation, molecular function: mRNA binding. Lineage: Eukaryota; Metazoa; Chordata; Actinopteri; Synbranchiformes; Synbranchidae.